This is a messenger RNA of Bathycoccus prasinos, 4314 nucleotides long. Its product is annotated as EsV-1-12. The record is from RefSeq and is a predicted model, not a curated record. Lineage: Eukaryota; Viridiplantae; Chlorophyta; Mamiellophyceae; Mamiellales; Bathycoccaceae. The transcript has a single exon. Bases 1 to 4314 code for a protein of 1437 amino acids. Gene Ontology annotation, molecular function: calcium ion binding.
AUGACGACGACGACGAAAGAGACGACGACGAUGAAGAAGGUAAAGAAGUUAAAGAAGAAGACUUCUUUGUCUUCUCUCUUUUUAGUAAACUUCUUAAACUUCUUCUUUUACGCUUCGUUUUGUGUGAUGAAAAUUGAAAGAACAGAAGCGCAUUGGAAAAUUGCGGACGGUUUGAUUAUUUCAGAAGUGGGAACGCGCGCAACCUGUAUGGACGGAACGUCUUACUUCGAGAUAUUCAUGGCGCAGGAAGGAAAAAUUGACUUGGCUGGGUACACGAUUCAAGCGGACGAGGAGGUGAUAUUCACGUUUUCGGAUUUUACGAAACCAAUCGAAGCUGGAGAAGCGAGGGUGGUGUGCACGGGAGAUUCUUCGGAAGAUAUUUGGUACUCGAUACCACCGACGGCGGGGACGAUUACAGCGGGAAAAAAUUAUAAACUCGUCUCCAAGGAAGGCGCGGUGGUGGACGAAAGCGGCGUCGUCGAAGAAGGCACAGUUGGGACGGCAAACGAAUUUUAUUCCUGGCAACGCCAAAGAACGUACGACCCAACGGAAACGAACACGGUAACGGCGUACGGAACCUCCGUGUUAUAUAACGACUUUUUCCCGAUCGGUAAAGAUUUGGACUUUGCACUCGCGCCAGGUUCGCCGGGGAUAUACAACUCGGACCGGUUGCAACUUCCAGUCGUUAUAAACGAAUUUUCGGAUAAUGGCAUCGAUUUAUGCGAAGGCGGUGAUUUUAUCGAGUUGUACAACAUCCACGCGACCACGACGGUAGAUUUAUCUGGGUUCGUUCUCGCUCGAGCCGGUCCGAGUACGGUCGCGCACGUCAACGACGGGAUUCACUACAUCAUUCCCAGCGGUACGACGAUUGGACCGCAAUCUUACAAGUUAUUUUGCUCGAAAAGUACCGAUACGGAUAAUUCGAUUACGCUCGGUUACGAUUGGGACUUGCGCGAAAAGCAAGGAUGCACGCUUUAUACCGAAACUGGGUAUAUCAUUGAUAGUAUCCCUUACGUGGACGGUACGUCGAGCGUGGCAGGAAGAUCGAUGCAAAGAGUUCCAAGUGGCUUUGGUCCAAUGUUCGUCGUUGAACCGAUGACGCCGAACGCGGAAAAUUUUAUUCAAUCCGCCUCGAGCGUGCCGGCGAACGGGGUGCCGACGAAAACCGGUUCGAAUCAUUUCACGUGCUGCUACCACAUCCGAUCCUUGGGGAUGCCAGAUUCAGUGUACGAGACAGCAGGAUUGGAUAGGUCUAUUGGCACAUCGUACGACGGUGUAUCGUUAGUGAACGAAUGGACCGUCGUAGAAGUUCGCAUUCCUCGAGAAAUCCCCGCUUCGGCGGGAGCCGGUUUCGCCGAUAACCAGCUCUUUGAUUUUCAAAUCGGCAUGAACUCCUUCCGAAGCCCUUCGGUUACGGCAAAAAAGAGAAGAAAGUUGUUAAGUCACGACACGGUUGAGAACGUCGAAAAUCUUUACACCGGUGAUUUCGCUUUACUCGACGAAGACGCGUUUCCAGAGCAAAAUUUUAGUUUUAAUCGCACGAUACGAUUUGAGCCCGGAAUUACGUCGAUAAAAUUUCUCGCUAUUCCCAGAAAAGCGGGCGCGAACAUUUUUGAGCUCGUGCACACCGGAGUCGCUUUGGCCGGAGAAAACACGUGGAACAAGUAUCAACCGACCGCUCGGUACACGAGUUAUCGAUCGACAAAUGCUCCCGUGAAUACGUUUCAAGUGGUAGCUCGAAAGAAGAAAAUUUUCAAGCCGACGUUGAACGAGAACGAUAUUCUCUUCACGACGAAUACUUAUAACUUUCCAUUAUACCUCGAAGGAAUUCCAUCGAACUUUUCGAGAGGACGCGUGAAAGCUGCGGUUUCUGCUGACGAGUACGUUUGGUCAGAUACAAAGACGUUACCGGUCGUUUUCAUCGCGUCUGGUAUGGUUUUUUCUAGCCUCGACGGUGCCGCGGUUAUGAAACUCACUCCGGAUACAAAAACGACAACGUUCUCGGUGUACGCGACCGAAGUCGGCGAAAUCGAAUACUCCAUAGCGCCAGUGGAAGGUUACGUGAUGUCCGAAGAAUACGAGUACGAUUCAACGAAAACACACACUGGUACCAUCGCCGCCGGCCAAUCGAAAGUCACCAUUGGUUGCGUCGAUAACUACUACGUGAAGAAAAUAUCAGAAGGGACUCUGACGUGCGAACCGUGUCCAAAAAAUACGGCUUUAGUGAGAGACGCGAGCAAUUUGGAAGCCCAGAGUGAACUGAUGUGCAAGUGCAUCCCGGGUUUGGUCGAUUUAAGACUUCCCGGGAUGUUGCCUGAAAAUUUCACAAUCACUUCGUCCUUAUCUGUGUCUCCGUGCGUCUCCCCGAUCAAAUAUUGUCAGGACAUGACUUCCAACUUGAAAGAGUACCCGAGCGAAUGCGUCGAGUUCUUCAACGGCGCGCCCGUGCAAAUUCUCACGAAUUAUUACCGUUUCAAAUUCGAUCGUUGGACUUGGAACUUUCCAAAAAGCUCGAACGUUCCCGCUGUACAAUCCAAGAUGAUAACCACGGAAGCUGAGGUGUACGAACUCGAACCAGAAGUGCAAGCGCUCGAGUGCACUGAAAAAAAUGUCUGCGCCUUGAACGCGACAGGACUUUUCGGCGUCGGAUGCGAAGACGGUUCUACCGGACCUCUGUGUGGUGUUUGCAAAGAUGACUUUUAUUGGGACAAAAACAAUUUGGAGUGCACGAAAUGCAAGGCUGGUAAAUUAAAAGGCAUGUUUUCGAACGAGCUUAUCGCUAUUUCUGUGGUGGGGAUCAUUUUCAUUGCGUUGAUGCUCAUCUUUUUCUUGCCCGUGGUUGAUAGCCUCGAGGAGAUUGAAAAUUUUCGGAGCACCGUGCGACGCGAAUAUCGACUCCGAUUUGACAUCUUUAAAGGCGAGGUGCAAAACGGGAACAAAGAAUUGCAAUACGUGCAGCCUGAGAAGACUUUAAAACAGAGAAUAGAGGAAGGACCAAAGCUUCCGAACUCCGCUCGAUAUCGUCUCGGUGAAAUGAUAUGGAACGGCGAAAACACCAUGCGAACAAAAGUAAAAAUCUUGGUCGGGUUCGGUCAGAUUUUAGUGCUUUGGCCAACUCAAUUGCAAGCAGUCGCUUGGCCUAAAGAGUUUACUCAGAUGACCGAAGCUUUGAAACUAUUCAGUUUGGAUUUCCGAAUUUUGCCGUUGGAUUGCGCGUUCACGCGCGAUUUCUAUUCAAAGUUCACGGUCGCAACCGUCGCGCCUUUGGUUUUGAUUGUUUUUAUAUGCGCGUUCUUCUUCGUGAGAUACGUUUUGGCAAAGACGUGGAAACUCGUUACCGGAUCGAAAGAUCUCGUAAUUCUCGGUCGAAGAUACGUAGGUUACGCCACCAAGUGUUCGUUCUUAUUGUUGUUUUUGAUAUAUCCAUCCCUUUCGGGCACGGUUCUUCAAUAUUUCAGCUGCAAAGACGUUGGCGACGACAAUCUCUUUAUUCGAUACUCGAUCGAAACGUCUUGCCAAGACGACAAAUAUAAAAAUUUUAAAGGCGGGGCAAUUUUCUUUGUCAUCUUGUUUCCUGUUGGCAUUCCGUUAUUGUUUCUGACCGUCAUGGCCAGAGGUAUGCGUCACAUUAAAAACGCAGAGAUUUCAAGAGAAUACGCGGAAACGCACAAGGACGUCAUCGCUUACAAUCAAAAGACGUACGGCUGGAUUUACAGAGAUUACAAACAAGAGUGGUGGUUCUGGGAAAUCUUGGACAUCAUCAAAAAGUUUCUUCUCGGUGCCGUGGUUAUAUUCGUCGAUCCAGGUUCAGACACGCAGCUGUACGUCGCGAUGUUUCUUUCUUCUCUUUUCCUCCUCUUUCUCGCGUGCGCGCAUCCGUAUUCCAAGCGGGAAGACAACAUGUGUGCCCAACUCGCACACUUCUCACUCGGCGCCGUCGCGACGUUUGGUUUGGCAAUCAAGAACGAAGUGUGCAUCCGUGAAAAAUGGGAAUGUUCCAUGAUGGACGUCUACCUCGUUCUCACCGUGGUUUUUGUUUUCGUGUGCUCCAUCGCGCUCGGCGUCAGCGAGUCCAUCGAAAUGCGAAAAUCAAAACGCGAUUUCUUAAAGUACGACAGCGAUUACUCCGGCGAUUUGGAUAAAGACGAAAUGCGCGUUCUUUUAACGGAUCUCAAAAUCGAGUCCACGGAAAAAGUGCUCAAAAUGAUCUUCGACAAGUUCGAUAAGAAUCUUUCCGAUUCGAUCGAUUUCGAAGAGUUUAUCGAAGUCGGUAUUUGGAUUCACAACGAGCUCCCGAAGCAAAAGUUGAACUAA